GAUAUGUCACUUCUUGUUCAUGUCAAAAAAGCAUCCACAAGUCACAAGGUUCACAAGAAAAAUCACAAGACUGAAUUCUAAAGUCUAUGGACUAAAGAGUUUGGAGUUUGGAGGUGUUACAUAUUUUGUCAUUUUGUGGCAGUAAAUAAGUAUAUAUUACAUAUAUUUUUUGAGAAAUUCAAGUGUUUUUAACCAUGGCUUCUAAUUUGUCCGGAGCUGAUCCUAAAAUAAAAGAAAUUUUAGAGGAUGAUAAGAUAGAUAUGUUAGCUGCUACCAGUGUUUUACAACAAAAAGCUACAGAUAUUCGAGCUCAAAAAGUGAACUGGCAGUCCUAUUACCAAUCCCAGAUGAUAUCUCAAGAACAUUAUAAUUUUAUUGUGGCAUUUGAUGUAAAUGACCAUCAGAAAAGGGAAAGUUUAUUGAAAAAGGAUAGAAACCAAUGCGCUCAAACAUUUUUGAAUUUAUUAGGACAUGUGUCCAAAGAUCAAACUCUACAGUAUAUUCUUGUUUUGAUUGAUGAUAUGCUACAGGAGGAUCGCAGCCGUGUUGAAAUAUUUCAUGAAUAUGCAAAUAAAAAAAAGGAAUCUGUUUGGGGACCUUUCUUGAAUUUGUUAAAUCGUCAAGAUGGAUUUAUUACAAAUAUGACUUCGAGAAUUAUAGCCAAGAUUGCGUGCUGGUCACAGACUCCAAUGGAAAGGUCUGAUUUACAUUUUUAUUUAACUUGGUUAAAAGAUCAAUUGAAAGCUCAGUUUGACGCUUUAGCAACGACAUUGGUAUCAGAUCCUGGUAGGGGUGAAAGUACUGAGCAUUAUUCAGAAAAUCGUUUUGAUGAACAAGGGGUAUCAGGCAGUGAUAUAUCGAAUAAUGAAUAUAUCCAAUCAGUUGCCCGCUGUUUACAAAUGAUGCUUAGGAUUGAUGAGUACCGAUUCGCUUUUGUUUCUGUGGAUGGCAUAUCCACCCUUUUGUCGGUCCUCUCUGGACGAGUUAAUUUUCAGGUCCAAUACCAGCUUAUAUUCUGCUUAUGGGUUCUGACAUUCAAUCCCCUGCUAGCAGAAAAAAUGAACAAAUUUAAUGUUAUUCCCAUUUUGGCUGAUAUCUUGAGUGAUUCCGUAAAAGAAAAAGUUACUAGAAUUAUUCUAGGUGUUUUUAGAAAUUUGAUUGAGAAACCGGAAGAUCAACAGGUAGCCAAGGAGCAUUGUAUUGCCAUGGUCCAGAGUAAGGUUCUUAAACAACUACAAAUUUUGGAGCAAAGAAAGUUUGACGAUGAAGAUAUCACUGCCGACGUAGAAUUUCUGUCAGAGAAAUUACACUCGUCUGUUCAAGACCUUAGUUCAUUUGAUGAAUAUGCAACUGAGGUAAAAUCAGGACGUUUAGAAUGGUCUCCUGUACAUAAAAGCAAAUUUUGGCGCGAGAAUGCUCAGCGCCUCAACGAAAAGAACUACGAACUUUUGCGCAUUCUCAUUCACCUUUUGGAAACAAGCAAAGAUCCACUGGUACUUAGCGUAGCUAGUUUUGAUAUUGGAGAAUAUGUCAGACACUAUCCUCGUGGUAAACAUGUUAUAGAACAGUUGGGUGGUAAACAAUUGGUGAUGCAACUACUUGCUCAUGAAGAUCCUAACGUACGUUACGAAGCGCUGUUGGCAGUUCAGAAAUUGAUGGUUCAUAAUUGGGAGUAUCUUGGCCGUCAGUUGGAACAAGAAGCAGGGGCUGACAAGGCAGUAACAAAAGGUGCCGCUCCUGUAGCGGGCAAAGCGUAAUUUCUUGCCAGAUUUGUUCUUUUUUAAAUAAUAAUGCUAAGCAGUAUUUCCAUUUAUAUCUUUAGGUAUUUAAAAAACACCAUGUCUAAUGAUUCAACAGUUACUUGGUUGGCAUAGUGUAUAUGUAUGAAGUAACUGAUGCUUAAAUUUCGUCUCUUAAAAUAAUUCAUGUUAUGGUUACUUUCAUACGUAACUUACAUUCCUUUGUAUGGAACUUUUUGGCAGGAAUUGUAGAUAUAUUAAUUUUGUUUUAUUUGUAUAACUAAAAAAUAUAAAAUUGUUAUCAUUUUAGAAAGAAAAUAUAAAUAUAUAUUAGUUGUUAGUCUUUUUGGUUUUUACUUAUUUUAUUGUAGCAUAAAUUAAUAAAAAUUCG
Sitophilus oryzae (rice weevil) is the source of this 2130-nucleotide messenger RNA. RefSeq names its product V-type proton ATPase subunit H (gene VhaSFD). Gene Ontology annotation, biological process: proton transmembrane transport. Bases 195 to 1757 code for a protein of 520 amino acids. Gene Ontology annotation, molecular function: protein binding; proton-transporting ATPase activity, rotational mechanism. NCBI's taxonomy places the organism in Eukaryota, Metazoa, Arthropoda, Insecta, Coleoptera, Curculionidae. The transcript has 10 exons. The record is from RefSeq and is a predicted model, not a curated record. Gene Ontology annotation, cellular component: vacuolar proton-transporting V-type ATPase, V1 domain; lysosomal membrane.